Pezoporus flaviventris is the source of this 1325-nucleotide messenger RNA. It is a transcript of the gene CMPK2, whose product is annotated as cytidine/uridine monophosphate kinase 2. Gene Ontology annotation, biological process: dTTP biosynthetic process; dTDP biosynthetic process; dUDP biosynthetic process. Gene Ontology annotation, molecular function: ATP binding; dTMP kinase activity. The coding region runs from base 183 to 950 and encodes 255 amino acids. Gene Ontology annotation, cellular component: cytoplasm; mitochondrion. The transcript has 5 exons. The record is from RefSeq and is a predicted model, not a curated record. Lineage: Eukaryota; Metazoa; Chordata; Aves; Psittaciformes; Psittacidae.
UUUCUCACGGAGACCGAGCCCGUUCACUCCAGUAAAGCGGGAGGGGGCCGCAAAAAUCCCGCCCCUCCGAGGGCCGGCUCUUGCCUGCCGGCCUCUCCAGCCGCUUUCCCCGUCAGCAGGGGCAGUUUCGAUUCCCGGCCGCGCGGCCGCCGCCUGCACCUCCCGUCCGGCUCUCGGCGGCGAUGCUGCGGCUCUGCGCCCCGGGCUCGCCGGGCCCGCACCCCCUCCGCCGCGCCCUGCCGCCCGCAGCCUCCGCCGUCCGCGACCGCCUGCAGGAGUGCGCGGAGCGGAUCCCGGAGGCCGGAGCGCUACUCGACCUGCUGGAGAAAUGCCCUGCGCAUCAGCAGAAGGGAAGAUUUCCCGUCGUGGUUUUCGAGGGGCUGGACGCCACAGGCAAAACCACUGUAACCCAGUCUGUUAAGGACACCCUGAAUGGCUUUCUGCUGAGGUCCCCACCAGCUUGCAUCAGCCAGUGGAGGGCAGUAUUUGAUGAUGAGCCAGCACCCAUUAGAAGGGCAUUUUAUGCUGCGGGCAACUACAUUCUUGCUUCAGAAAUAGCAAAAGUGUCCACUCAGGCACCUGUGAUCGUAGACAGGUACUGGCACAGCACAGCUGCCUACACAAUUGCCACUGAAAUAAAUGGGAAAGUCCAGGAUCUUCCACCAGCUCAUGAUGAGGUGUACCAGUGGCCUGGCGAUCUGCUUAAACCUGAUCUUGUUCUUCUCCUGACUGUUGACCCGGAGGAGCGAGUCCGGAGACUUCAGCGUCGAGGCCUGGAGAAAACAAAGGAGGAAGCUGAACUGGAAGCUAACACCUUGUUUCGCCAAAGAGUUGAAGAGUCCUACAGAAGGAUGGUGAAUCCUUCAUGCCAAGAGGUAGAUGCCAGUCCUUCCAAGGAAGAGGUUCUCAACACAGUGCUACAGCUAAUUAAGAAACACUGUGCUUUGUGAAAGCAAGUUCUGCAUAAUACCACUUAAAACAACUGUCUAUUGCAAUUCAGAGAUACUUUUUAUUACUCCUCUGGGUUUAGUACCGGAAAAUGCACUGUGAUGUGCUUUGUCUCACAGAAAAAUCUCUUUCUUCUGUCAGCAAUAAUCUGUACAGAUUAUCUUUUUCACCAUUGCCUACUAUACUUUUCUGUAAAAGGCAAAAUAUUACAUGUUAUUCAGCAUUCUUAGUAAAGCCACAAACAUACUAGGGUUAUGUACAAAGUACUUCAGAGUGCUCUCUAACACUGUGGCAUUUCAAGAUACUAUCAUGUUGCAUCUUCAUCACCAGGAAAACCUGUUCCUGCAUCCAUCGUGUACCAGGAUUCACUGGACUGC